UUCGUUUCUUUUCCCCGACCCCAACCCCAACCCCUCUCUCAACGAAGACUUUUUCCCCCUGAGUCACGUCUUUCGAUUUCUCCUCCUCACCGCUCGAAGAUGCACGGCGGCCCAUCUGGAUUUAACAAUGCUCCGGUGACCAGGACGGUUGUGAUCGCGAGCGGUAUCCUCACCGUCAUCUUUGGCAUCAGAAGCCGUUCUAUUAGGCUUGGGUUAUCUUAUCAGGAAAUUUUCAAGCAUCUCAGGCUUUGGAGAUUUGUUGCUUCGGAGUUUGCUUUCUCAUCAACGCCAGAGUUAAUGUUUGGUCUAUACUUGCUCUAUUAUUUCAGGGUAUUUGAGCGACAGAUUGGGUCUAACAAAUAUUCAGUCUUCAUUUUAUUCUCGGUAUUGGCAUCAUUUCUUUUUGAGGUCCUAGCUUUAGUGCUUCUUAAAGAUUCUACAAGCUCACUGGCAUCUGGGCCUUAUGGUCUUAUAUUUGCCUCCUUCGUACCCUUUUAUCUUGAUAUUCCUGUCUCCUCACGGUUCCGGAUAUUUGGCAUAAACAUCAGUGACAAGUCAUUUAUAUAUCUGGCUGGUCUUCAGCUUCUCCUAUCAUCGUGGAAGCGUUCUCUUGUACCUGGAUUGUGUGGUAUACUUGCUGGUGUCUUAUAUCGUGUCAAUGCAUUCAAGAUCCGAAGGGUUAAGUUUCCAGAAUUCAUAUCAUCAUUUUUUGCGCGGUUAGCAUGGUCCUCAGGAAGCUCGUCACGUACAUCACAGAGGAAAUGCAUACAAAACUUACCUUCUGCUGCUGCUCGUCGUGUAGAGAGGAACUAUCAAGCAGCUGCGAGACCCGCAAUGCCAGAUCCUCCGGAGUCUUCUAUUGCUACACUCGUAUCGAUGGGCUUUGAUAGCAAUGCAGCGAGGCAGGCCCUUUUGAGGGCUAGAAACGACAUCAACGUCGCCACAAAUAUCCUUCUGGAAUCUCAUCAGUCUUACUGACUUUACUUCGCCAAUAUUCUUCCCUUAGAAAUUUCAGUGGUCGAAAGAGAUUAUACAAGCUCUGUUCUUUGUAAUAUCCGAUUUCUCUUGUAAUAGUUAAGAGUCCAUUCAUUAGUAGAAGUGGCAUAAAUCCUCAGAAAAUUCGGAGAAAACGAGUGGGUGUUGCACACCGAGUCUAGCCAGUUAUGUUAUAUGCUGAUAUUUUUUCCCCCUCCCUUGGAUGACGUACGUUACGGAAGAGACUACCACAGUGUAAAGUAUGGACUCUUAGGAUGCUAUGUUUUUAGGCAUGUUUAUAUCAAAUUUUAGGUUCAUAUUAUUUGUU
Messenger RNA from Asparagus officinalis (garden asparagus), 1303 nucleotides. RefSeq names its product rhomboid-like protein 20. The record is from RefSeq and is a predicted model, not a curated record. NCBI's taxonomy places the organism in Eukaryota, Viridiplantae, Streptophyta, Magnoliopsida, Asparagales, Asparagaceae. Gene Ontology annotation, molecular function: serine-type endopeptidase activity; protein binding. Gene Ontology annotation, cellular component: membrane.